Messenger RNA from Erigeron canadensis, 2938 nucleotides. Its product is annotated as receptor-like serine/threonine-protein kinase At4g25390. Lineage: Eukaryota; Viridiplantae; Streptophyta; Magnoliopsida; Asterales; Asteraceae. Gene Ontology annotation, biological process: protein phosphorylation. The record is from RefSeq and is a predicted model, not a curated record. The coding region runs from base 83 to 2074 and encodes 663 amino acids. Gene Ontology annotation, molecular function: protein kinase activity; ATP binding. The transcript is spliced from 6 exons.
UACUACUGAUUUACUCUCUUAACAUCAUUUCUCUCUCUCUAAUUAAACACACAAAAAUUAACAACCAAUAAUAAAAAUAAUCAUGCCAACCAGACCACCACCUGUAUCUCCAUCUCCACAACCACUUCCGCCGCCACCCAACCACCACAAUAACCACCUCAUACCACCACUCGCCGUCGCUUUUUCCUUCCUACUAAUCCUAACUUUCUGCUUCCGCAAAUCACGCAAACAACGAACUGUCCCAACCGACUCAAAACCGCCACACAAAUUCUCCUACACCGCUCUUCGUACCGCCACGUCAUCCUUUUCUCCAUCUAAUCGUCUCGGACAAGGCGGUUUCGGUUCCGUAUAUCGCGGAACGUUAACUAACAACCAAAACGUCGCCGUUAAAGUCAUGGACGCCGGUUCCUUACAAGGCGAACGUGAGUUUCAAAACGAGCUUUUGUUCGCCGGAAAAAUCGAUUUUGAUCGGAUUCUGUCUGUCGUCGGAUUCUCAUCUGACCGAAAACGACGUCGUAUGGUGCUUGUGUAUGAGCUGAUGGAUAACGGAAGCUUACAGGACUGUUUGUUUCAUAGAAAAUGUGUGGAAUUAAAAAAUUGGAAUAAAAGAAUAUCCGUUGCUAUAGAUAUAGCAAAAGGUAUUGAAUAUUUGCAUCAUUAUUGUGAUCCGCCUAUUAUACAUGGUGAUAUUAAGCCUAGUAAUAUUUUAUUAGAUAUUAAUUUUAAUGCUAAAAUUGGUGAUUUUGGAUUAGCUAGGUUUAAAUUAUUAUUACCUGAUAAUAAUAAUGAGUGUAGGAUUGAUUUAAAUAGUAAGAUUAUUGAGGACGGUAAAAAAGUUAUUUUAGAGGAUAAUGGAUCUGUUUUUGAGGAGACAGAGAGUAUAGCUGCUACUACUAUUACUGUGUGUGAUGAGUUUAGUGUUGUUCCGGAUCAGUCGCCGGAGAGUUUUGUGACUGUUCCGAUUGCAGAGACUUCGCCAGAGACGGUGAAUCAGUCUCCGAGGAUGGAUGUUGAUGCGGUGAGUGUUGAGAGUGGUGGCGGUGGGAGUGUGAAGAAGAGUGAGAGGGGGAAGAAGAGUGUUAUGGGUAAGGAUUGGUGGUGGAAACAAGAUAAUGGAAUGUCGGAGUCAGGUCGUGUGAAGGAUUAUGUGAUGGAGUGGAUUGGGAGUGAGAUUAAGAAGGAGAGGCCUAAGACGGAAUGGAUUACGACCGGGGCGUCGUCCAGUGCAGGACAAGUUGGGAAGGGGGAGAAGAAGAGUAAGAAUAAGAAACGAUUAGAUUGGUGGAUGUCGUUGGAUGAGGAUAAGAAUGUGAAGAAACCAAAGAGGAGGCCAGCUAGGGAAUGGUGGAAGGAGGAAUACUGUGAUGAACUUGCUAGAAAGAGAAAGAAGAAUAUGAAGAAGCAGGAGAAAGAAUUGAGUAAUCUUAAUGGUAACAGCGAUAAUUGGUGGCCUAAAGAUGACGAAUCGUAUGCGGAUAAGAAGAAAAAGAGGAGCAGGAGUAGGGGCGGUAGCAGAGGUAGUGUCGAUUGGUGGUUGGAUGGUCUUAGUGGUGAGCUUUGGCGCACGAGACAUAAUAGUCAUGAUUCGGUCAGCGGUGAUAUUCCCAAAAGUGGUGGUAUUAGUAGCACGCCAAGCAUGAGGGGGACUGUGUGUUAUGUUGCCCCUGAGUAUUCAUGUGGUGGGGAUCUUUCAGAGAAGUGUGAUGUUUAUAGCUUCGGGGUUCUUCUUUUAGUUCUGAUUGCUGGUCGGAGACCACUCCAGGUGACUGGAUCACCCAUGUCUGAAUUUCAACGGGCUAAUCUUCUGUCCUGGGCACGUCAUCUUGCUCGUGCUGGGAAACUUCUUGAUCUUGUGGAUCAAUCUAUUCAAUCAUUAAACAGGGAGCAAGCUUUGGUUUGUGUUACAGUGGCACUUCUCUGCCUGCAAAAGUCUCCUGCACUUCGCCCUUCUAUGAAAGAGGUAGUGGCAAUGCUCUCUGGAGAACUGGAGCCACCCCCGCUACCAAUGGAAUAUUCUCCUUCACCGCCAUCUCGUUUCAGAUCCCAUAGGAAAGCACGAAAACCACAAUCCUAGUCUCAUGUAAUGAAAAUGAGAGCCUGGAAUCAGAUUUGUUUGCAACAAAAUAUGGGCAAGAUGUAUGAAUACUUGAAUACUUUGAUCUAGAGCAGCUAGUCAGCUACAUCUUUAUAUCCAAGAAAACGAAUGUGGGUCUCGCUCAUGUGCAGACAUAAAUCAAUCACUAAGGUUAAAAUAUAUUUUGUCCAGCCGCAUAACUGGCACUAUGGAGCCUGCCCACCAUGUGCUUUGUGACGAGGAAACCCUUAUGGGCACGAUUGCAAGCUAAGGUGUCAUGGUGCUAUACCUCCUCCUAAUCCCGAGUUUACUUUGAGACCAAAGAAAAAGAGAAUAUCUUCAGAGUGGAAGUACUCUUGGGCUCCUGGCUCUAUAUGCCCACCGUGCCCAGAACUUGUUUGGAGGUCAUGUGUUGGUGAACAUAUUGCAGCCAAGAAGAUGAUGAUCUGCCCAAAUAAGGCAAAGUUUUCUUGUGAUACUUAUUGUGGAAACCUUUUCCCAUCUGGCAAUCAUUUUUGCGCUAAAACAGUAAAACCUGCCAUUCUCUCAUCAUGGUUCCAUGUGAAGAGUGCAAUUUACCUUGCCUACAGGUACCCACCAAGUGGAAUUUUCGUUUGUAGGUGAUAGGUAUGGAACGCCAGAUCAACCACCACCGCCUGCAUAUAUGAUCGUGAUGUCAGCCCAAGGAGCACUUUAUUAAAAAUCUAUGGGGACAGCUGGUCCGUAUGACCCUUCUAGAAGAGAAGGAGGCUGCCCUCAUUGUUUGACUAUUGAAAACCUUUCUACAUGUCUGCUGCGAAUAGUUAGAACUCAUUUUCUGCUUUCUUGUCUUGCUUAGUACUAGAAUCGCAUAGUUAUUAACGA